GGCAGACUGGGCAGACUGGGGGAGAGGGGCGGAGGGAUACAGCCUCCACAGAAGAAGCCUGCUCUCCGGGUCUACUUUCCACCGGUAUCAUUUGGGGAGACGGUCGGAGAGGAAUCAUCCACGCGCUGCCAAAUAUUUUAACAUUUUAACCAUUAAAAGUCGGACCCGUGUCCCUGCUUUCACCAGCCUCCAUCAGAUCCAUCCUGUGAGGGGAGCCGUCUGACAGCACCAAAAUGGGGUACGGACGGUCGGACAGCUACCGCGUGGCCACCACGCAGGACAAGGAUGAGAAGGAGUCACCCAAGAAGAAGGGAGGCAAGGAUCUGGAUGACCUCAAGAAGGAAGUUCCCAUCACGGAGCACAAAAUGUCUGUUGAGGAGGUUUGCCGUAAAUACAGCACUGACAUCGUCCAGGGUUUGACCAAUGCCAAGGCAGCAGAGUACCUGGCCAGGGACGGCCCUAACGCGCUGACCCCGCCCCCCACCACCCCCGAGUGGGUCAAGUUCUGUCGCCAGCUGUUCGGUGGCUUCUCCAUCCUGCUGUGGAUCGGUGCCAUCCUCUGCUUCCUGGCCUACGCCAUACAGGCUGCUACAGAGGACGAGCCCGCCGGAGAUAACCUGUACCUGGGUAUCGUGCUGUCGGCCGUCGUCAUCAUCACCGGCUGCUUCUCCUACUUCCAGGAGGCCAAGAGCUCCAAGAUCAUGGAGUCCUUCAAGAACAUGGUCCCUCAGCAAGCCCUGGUGAUCCGUGAGGGAGAGAAGAUGCAGAUCAAUGCUGAGCAGGUGGUGGCAGGAGAUCUGGUGGAAGUGAAGGGAGGAGACAGGAUCCCAGCUGACCUCCGCAUCAUCUCCUCCCACGGCUGCAAGGUGGAUAACUCAUCCCUGACCGGUGAGUCCGAGCCCCAGACCAGGUCACCUGACUGCACCCAUGACAACCCCCUGGAGACCCGCAACAUCGCCUUCUUCUCCACCAACUGUGUCGAGGGAACUGCUCGUGGUAUCGUUGUGUGCACUGGUGAUCGUACAGUGAUGGGUCGCAUUGCCACUCUCACCUCCGGCCUGGAGACUGGCAAGACACCCAUUGCCAAAGAGAUCGAGCACUUCAUCCACAUCAUCACAGGCGUGGCCGUCUUCCUCGGCGUGACCUUCUUCGUCCUGUCUAUCAUCCUGGGUUACAGCUGGCUGGAGGCCGUCAUCUUCCUCAUCGGUAUCAUUGUGGCUAACGUACCUGAGGGACUCCUGGCCACAGUCACUGUGUGUCUGACUCUGACUGCAAAGCGAAUGGCUCGUAAAAACUGCCUGGUGAAGAACCUGGAAGCUGUAGAGACUCUGGGCUCCACCUCCACCAUCUGCUCCGACAAGACGGGCACUCUGACCCAGAACAGGAUGACCGUGGCCCACAUGUGGUUCGACAACCAGAUCCACGAGGCUGACACCACCGAGGACCAGUCUGGCUCCUCCUUCGACAAGAGCUCCACAACAUGGGUGUCUCUGGCCCGCAUCGCUGCUCUGUGCAACCGCGCCGCGUUCAAGGCCGGUCAGGACGCUCUCCCGAUCCUUAAGCGUGAUGUGGCCGGUGAUGCCUCCGAGUCCGCCCUGCUGAAGUGUAUCGAGCUGUCCUGUGGCGCCGUCAAAGCCAUGAGGGACAAGAACAAGAAGGUGGCCGAGAUCCCCUUCAACUCCACCAACAAGUACCAGCUCUCCAUUCAUGAGAUGGAAGAGGAAAACGACACCCGCUACCUGCUGGUGAUGAAGGGAGCCCCAGAGAGGAUCCUGGACCGCUGCUCCACCAUCAUGGUGCAGGGCAAGGAGCAGCAAAUGGACGAGGAGAUGAAGGAGGCUUUCCAGAACGCCUACCUGGAACUGGGAGGACUGGGAGAGAGAGUACUGGGUUUCUGUCACCUCAUCAUGCCAGAAGACAAGUAUCCCAAAGGGUUUGCCUUCGACACGGAUGACGUCAACUUCCAGACAGACAACCUUUGCUUCGUCGGCCUCAUGUCCAUGAUCGAUCCUCCUCGUGCUGCCGUGCCUGAUGCUGUCGGAAAAUGCCGCUCUGCUGGCAUCAAGGUCAUCAUGGUGACUGGUGACCACCCAAUCACAGCCAAGGCUAUUGCUAAGGGUGUCGGCAUCAUCUCUGAGGGCAAUGAGACAGUCGAGGACAUCGCUGCACGCCUCAACAUCCCCGUCAGCCAGGUCAACCCCAGGGAUGCAAAGGCCUGCGUGAUCCACGGCACAGACCUGAAAGACCUCGGCCAGGACCAGAUGGAUGAUAUCUUGAGGAACCACACAGAGAUCGUCUUCGCCAGAACCUCCCCACAGCAGAAACUCAUCAUCGUAGAGGGCUGCCAGAGACAGGGUGCCAUCGUGGCUGUGACAGGUGACGGUGUGAACGACUCCCCCGCUCUGAAGAAGGCCGACAUCGGUGUGGCCAUGGGAAUCUCUGGCUCAGACGUGUCCAAACAGGCGGCAGACAUGAUCCUGCUGGACGACAACUUUGCCUCCAUCGUCACUGGUGUAGAGGAAGGCCGUUUGAUCUUUGACAACCUGAAGAAGUCCAUCGCUUACACCCUGACCAGCAACAUCCCAGAGAUCACUCCCUUCUUGUUCUUCAUCUUGGUCAACAUCCCGCUGCCUCUGGGCACCAUCACCAUCCUCUGCAUCGACCUGGGAACUGACAUGGUACCAGCCAUCUCACUGGCCUAUGAAGCAGCAGAGAGUGACAUCAUGAAACGUCAGCCCAGAAACCCUCUGAGGGACAAACUGGUCAACGAGAGACUCAUCAGCAUCGCCUACGGACAGAUCGGUAUGAUUCAAGCUCUCGGUGGUUUCUUUGCGUAUUUUGUCAUCAUGGCUGAAAACGGUUUCCUGCCGUCUGUUCUCGUCGGCAUCCGGCUCAACUGGGACGACCGCUCUAACAACGACCUGGAGGACAGCUACGGCCAGCAAUGGACGUACGAGCAGCGUAAGAUCGUGGAGUUCACUUGUCACACAGCCUUCUUCGUCAGCAUCGUGGUGGUGCAGUGGGCCGACGUCAUCAUCUGCAAGACCAGACGCAACUCUGUAUUCCAGCAGGGCAUGAAGAAUAAGAUUUUGAUCUUUGGUCUGUUUGAGGAGACAGCUCUGGCUGCUCUCCUGUCCUACGCCCCCGGCAUGGACGUGGCACUCCGGAUGUAUCCACUCAAGCCCAGUUGGUGGUUCUGCGCGUUCCCGUACAGUUUCGUCAUCUUUGUUUACGAUGAGAUCCGAAAACUCAUCCUUCGUCGAAACCCUGGAGGCUGGGUGGAAAAGGAAACAUACUACUAAAUUAUCAAAGCAUCACUUCUCACUCCCUUCCUCCCCUGAACUCACCCCUUCUUCUCUAUCUCCCUUUCUCUAUCACUCUUUCCCUCCAUCCUUCCCUCCUCUCCUGUCAACACGCUCAAACGUUACAAGAAAACUAUGUUUACUCCCCCUCUUCAUCCUCCCAUCCUAAUCACCCAAAGAGACAAAAAAAAUAAAUCAAACGCCAAGACGACGAGGACCUACGUGGGAGGAGGAGCGGACGCGGAGGAUGACUUUUAUCUCCUCCCUGUCCUCUCUCUUCCUCUGUCUUCUUUUUCUACCAAAAGUCUUUACAGCUCUAUUCUGCCAGUAACUCCGUCGUGCCGAUGUUUCUUACUGCACUGCCAGUCGCAGCCUCUCUUCAUACAUGUGCUCAAAUUAGAGAGCGAUAGAGUUAGAAGAAUAAGAUGAAACCUGACUGUUCCACUGCGAUCACUCGUGCCGAGCAGAACAACAAGGCAGCUCCCGUCUAGACUCCCAGAACUGGCGAUUUGAGCGGGUGGGUUAGUCAGCCACCAGGUUCCAGCUCUUUGAUCACUGCCAUUUCCUGACAUCCGCCUUCUACGACUCUUCUUCUACUUUUCUAUCUCGAUCAACUCACUGCCAGACUUCUACUGCCUUUCUCUCUUCUUCUUCUUCUUCUUCUUCUUCUUCUUCUUCUUCUUCUUCUUCUUCUUCUUCUUCUUCUUCUUCUUCUUCUUCUUCUUCUUCUUCUUCUUCCCUUCUCCUCCUCCUCCUCUAUCUGUGAAGAACCAGUGUCACCAUAAAACUUGAGCACUCACUCGACAGGGUGGAUAAAGGACCCUCUUCCUCCCUCUAUAUCUCCCUCCCUCCCUCCCUCCCUCCCUCCCUCCCCCUGGUGUUAUUUUCUGCUUGUGUUGUUGUUGUUUUCUAAUAGACAACUGGUUGUUUUUUAAAAAGCAGAAAUGUUCGUAAAGGUUAUUCUUUGUCUUUUUAUUUAAAGUUUGGUGUGGGUCUGAGGGCUCCUUGUUUUCAUUCGGACAUGACAAAGCACACUCCCUCCUCUUCCUCUCUCUCUCUCUCUAUAUCACACUCCCUCUUUACCUCCCCCCUCCUCCCCCCCUGCCUGUCAAUCUGUCCCCGUUUGUCCGUCUGUUUGUGAACACCGUGCAAACCCCUCCGUCUUUGUAAACUACAACCCACCUUCACCUCCUGACUCCUCUUAUUCUCCCACCCUCUCCCUCCUUACAAACCUCACCCGACCACACACCUAUAAGAAAAAAACAAUCUUUCUGUGUCUGCGGAAAAAAAGAGAUUUCUCUCCAGUUUCAUUGUUUAGACCAGUGGAAAAAUGAAAAAAAAGGCACUGUACCUUUAAUUUGCCAAACAGCAGUAAAAAAAAAAAAAUAGGAGAAAAUGAAAUAAAACAGAAGGAUCUCUCUUUUUUCAGUCUGGUCUCCACUUUGUUUUGUGUGCAGUUUUGUCAGAAAAUGGAAAUAAAUGCUGUGACCAACUCUAAA
This is a messenger RNA of Notolabrus celidotus (New Zealand spotty), 4801 nucleotides long. RefSeq names its product ATPase Na+/K+ transporting subunit alpha 3a (gene atp1a3a). Gene Ontology annotation, biological process: intracellular sodium ion homeostasis; proton transmembrane transport; intracellular potassium ion homeostasis. The transcript is spliced from 24 exons. Lineage: Eukaryota; Metazoa; Chordata; Actinopteri; Labriformes; Labridae. The record is from RefSeq and is a predicted model, not a curated record. Gene Ontology annotation, molecular function: ATP binding; P-type sodium:potassium-exchanging transporter activity; ATP hydrolysis activity. Gene Ontology annotation, cellular component: membrane. Bases 234 to 3302 code for a protein of 1022 amino acids.